AAAAAGGCGGAAAGUAGUCCAUUUUUCCCAACACUCCUUCUUUCCCUCUCUAAAAUUCCCCCACUUCCCUUCAUCAAAAUCAUCCCAAUCUCACCAUUUCCUUCAGCUUUUCCAAAAAUGAAUUCCCCAAAGAUGAGUAAUUGGCUCAACAAACUUGGUUUCGGACAUGCUCGAACUGAUCAAUCUUCCAUUGAUUCUUCUUCUUCUGCAAUUCCUCAAGGACCCGACGAUGAUCUCCCUUCCCCGGGUCAACAGUUUGCCCAAUUCGGGGCGGGUUGUUUCUGGGGCGUUGAAUUGGCGUAUCAGAGAGUACCGGGGGUUACAAAGAAUGAAGUUGGGUACUCACAGGGUUAUGUACAUAAUCCUAGAUAUGAACAUGUCUGUUCUGGUACUAGUUAUCAUUCUGAGAUUGUUAGAGUCCACUAUGAUCCUAACGAAUGUAGUUAUGAGUCCUUGCUUUACGUUUUCUGGGCUCGUCAUGACCCUACCACCCUCAAUCGACAGGGGAAUGAUGUGGGCACCCAGUACAGGUCUGGAAUUUACUUCUACACACCUGAGCAAGAGAAGGCAGCACUUGAAUCCCGGGACAGACAGCAAAAGAUUUUGAACAGGAAGAUUGUUACUGAGAUUUUGCCUGCCAAGAAAUUUUACAGAGCUGAGGAAUAUCAUCAGCAGUACCUUGCAAAGGGUGGUCGGUUUGGCUCACAGCAGUCUGCUGAGAAAGGCUGCAAUGAUCCCAUCCGAUGCUAUGGUUGAGACCUUUUCAUUUGCAGCAUAAGAAUAAUGUUGGUUGUGUCUAUUCUUCUAAGGUAUGGUUGUUAUAGGCUGUAGUGUAUUUAGUCUAGCACUUAUACCUGCUUCAGGAAAAUCCGAUGUAGCUUCACCUUAGAUUUGUGAUGUAUAUAUGGUUGCAGAUUCGUGCCGUUUCAUGUUCAGAUAUGUUUAUUUGAUGCCCGUGCCAUAUAUUUGAGUUAUGAAAGCCAAUGGCGGGCCUCAUUGUUUAGGAGUUAGUAUCAACUAAGUGAUGUUGCUAUUGAUAAUCUUUAAAGAAAUAUUCCUGCAA
Messenger RNA from Capsicum annuum, 1063 nucleotides. RefSeq names its product peptide methionine sulfoxide reductase. The transcript is spliced from 2 exons. Gene Ontology annotation, cellular component: cytoplasm. The record is from RefSeq and is a predicted model, not a curated record. Gene Ontology annotation, biological process: cellular response to oxidative stress. Bases 118 to 756 code for a protein of 212 amino acids. Lineage: Eukaryota; Viridiplantae; Streptophyta; Magnoliopsida; Solanales; Solanaceae. Gene Ontology annotation, molecular function: peptide-methionine (S)-S-oxide reductase activity.